Messenger RNA from Cynara cardunculus var. scolymus (artichoke), 1464 nucleotides. Its product is annotated as probable S-adenosylmethionine-dependent methyltransferase At5g38780. NCBI's taxonomy places the organism in Eukaryota, Viridiplantae, Streptophyta, Magnoliopsida, Asterales, Asteraceae. The transcript has 4 exons. Gene Ontology annotation, biological process: methylation. The record is from RefSeq and is a predicted model, not a curated record. Gene Ontology annotation, molecular function: S-adenosylmethionine-dependent methyltransferase activity. Bases 1 to 1464 code for a protein of 487 amino acids.
AUGGAGAGCAGCAAAUCAACAGAAGCCUAUCCAAUGAAGGGUGGAGAUGGUGUUUGUAGCUACACCAACAACUCCUCCUAUCAGAAGUCUCUUUCAGAGGUUGCUAUGUCAUUUAUCUGCGAGGCUGUUGCUGAAAAGCUAGCUGUCGAAAACUUAGCCUGUGGACACCCCAUUCGUAUUGCUGACCUGGGUUGUUCCAUCGGUCCUAACACUUUCAUAGCUGUCGAAAACAUAAUCAACUCUGUGCAAAUCAAGUAUGAAACCUUAACAAUCUCAGCACCACCCGACUUCCAAGUCUUCUUCAACGAUCACAUCUCAAACGACUUCAACACCCUCUUCAAAACCCUUCCCGCCAACAAACAAUACUUUGCAGCUGGUGUCCCAGGCUCGUUUUAUGGUCGGUUAUUCCCUCGGGCAUCUAUUCACGUUUUCCACUCUUCCUUCGCUCUCCAUUGGCUUUCCAAAGUGCCGAAAGAGGUGACGGAAAAGAGCUCUGGGGCUUGGAACAAAGGGAGAGUUCAUUACGGUGGUGCUGAUGAUGGGGUGAUCAUGGCUUUUCGGCAACAGUACAUGAAAGAUAUGGAGGGGUUCUUGAAAGCCCGAGCAGAUGAGGUGGUUUGCGGUGGGUUGGUGGUGGUUCUGAUGCCCGGCCGGCCAAAUGAGGUUCCACAUUGUGAGUGCAUUGGGAAUGUGUUGUUUGAGGUGUUGGGCUGUUGUUUAUUGGCCAUGGCGAAGCAGGGAAAGAUUGCGGAGGAGACCGUAGAGUCUCUCAACAUACCCAUAUAUUACGCAUCGCCUCAAGAACUAGAGGAAAUCGUGGACAGAAAUGGCUGUUUUACGAUCGAAAGAAUGGAAGGAUUGGCUCACAUUGCAGAGCCAGAGACAAAGCAUGCUGCCGGACGUCUGGGUAUGGGUAUAAGGGUUGGUGUGGAGGGAAUCUUCAAGGGCCACCUCCAAGAUGAAAUGAUAGAUGAGCUCUUUGAGUCCUAUACAAAGAAACUAGAACAAGCACCAUCUAUGUAUUCAUCUGGUGGAGCAGCUAUAUUAUAUUCGGUUGACAAGUUCAUAUUUCUAGCAGACUUUAUCAUUAUAGAUUUUGAGGCCGAUAAGGACAUUCCGAUUAUUUUAGGAAGAUCUUUCUUAGCUACCGGAAGAACCCUGAUUGAUGUCCAGAAAGGUGAGUUAACCAUGAGACUCCAGGACCAGAAAGUCACCUUUAAUGUCUUCAACUCUCUAAAGUACCCUGAUUACUUGGAAGAGUAUUCAAGAAUAACUGAGAUAGAGGAAAUGUGUUUGGAAGAAGGAAUUCAGAGAAACCUUAAGUUGGAAGGAGAGUAUGAUGAGGAUUUAGAAGAGGAAAGUAUUGAGGAGAUAGAGGAGACAGGAACUGAUGUUGUCCCAGUAGAAGUAGCAGCAUUUGAGCUGCUUGAAAAUAAUGAGCAAAAAGACUUCACCCGUCCGUAG